Zingiber officinale is the source of this 1616-nucleotide messenger RNA. Its product is annotated as abhydrolase domain-containing protein abhd-5.2-like. Gene Ontology annotation, cellular component: chloroplast envelope. The transcript is spliced from 6 exons. Lineage: Eukaryota; Viridiplantae; Streptophyta; Magnoliopsida; Zingiberales; Zingiberaceae. The record is from RefSeq and is a predicted model, not a curated record. Bases 70 to 1467 code for a protein of 465 amino acids.
CGAAACAAUAUGUCGUCCUGUUAACGCUUCUCUCGAUCCCUCGUUCUUCUCUCCGAUCGAGCUCGAAUCAUGGCCGUCUGCUGCUGCGCCACUUCACCUCAAUUUCCGCAGCUCCACCUCGAACCGACCCGCCGCGCCUCCAUUCUCCGCCCGCUUCGUCGCCGAAGCCCUUCUCUCUCUUUCCGAUGCCGAUCUCUCCUCCCGCCCGCCGCUUCAGUCGGCAGCUCCGCUGCAGACUACCCCCUCUCCGGUGGGCGUGCGGCGGACGAUCCGGGAGGCCAGCCUGCGACGGCGAGGCGACCGCCGCGACGCAGCGUCGCGGGGGUCGAUCAGGGGGAGCUAGUGGAUCACAAAGAGUUAGCCGACGCGGAUAGCUUCUUCUGCGAGUUCAAUGGGGUCGAUCUGCAUCACAGGAUCUGUCAUUGUGAGGAAAUCGAUGAGAAGGUUGGGGUUAAAAUUCCCGUUGUUCUUCUUCACGGUUUCGGGGCGUCGGCCUUCUCGUGGGAUCGAAUAAUGAGGCCUCUGGCGAGGAUGGUGAAGUCCAAGGUCCUCGCUUUUGAUCGCCCUGCCUUCGGCCUCACUUCGAGGACUACUGUGAGUAGGGCUUUGAAUCCCUACUCCAUGACCUUUUCUGUCCUUGCUACGCUCUUCUUCAUAGACCACAUAGCUGCUUCGAAGACAGGAGACAAAGAGAAGAAGGGGUCAAAGGCUAUCCUGAUGGGGCACUCUGCCGGUUGCCUUGUCGCGGUUGAGACAUACUUUGAAGCCCCCGAGAAGGUUGCUGCACUGAUUCUCGUCGCACCGGCUAUAAUUGCUCCAUUAGCACCAAGGAGAAUUGACAAAGAGAAAAUGAGAACUCAGAAGGAAAAUGGACCUUCGAAGAAUCCAUUUAUGAGGUUUUUGAAAGUCGUAGCUAACAUAAGUAUGCAGUUGAUGCGGGUAGCUUUCAAUAUGUUGAAAGCUAUGAGAGAUAUGGUUGGCUCACUGUAUGCCCGUGCCUUGUCGGCAUUCCUGCGAUCCUCACUUGCCUUAAUGCUGGUAAGGAUGAUAAUGGAUAAGUUUGGAGUAUUGGCUAUUCGCAAUGCUUGGUUUGAUCCAAGCAGAAUCACAGAUUAUGUGAUUCAAGGUUAUACAAAGCCACUCAGAGUGAAAGGUUGGGAGAGGGCACUUCUAGAGUACACUUUAGCCUUGCUGACAGAGUCUUCAACAAAACCACCAUUAUCUGAACGACUUGCUCAGAUCUCGUGCCCUGUGUUGAUCGUUACCGGCGACAAUGACCGGCUUGUUCCCGCCUGGAAUGCAGAGCGCCUUUCACGAGUGAUUCCUGGUUCCAGCUUUGAGGUGAUUAAGCACUGUGGGCAUUUGCCUCACGAAGAAAAAGUGGAAGAGUUCCUAGUCAUCGUUGAGAGGUUUCUUCAGAGAGUGUUUGGAGUUGCGGAUUCCCAAUUUGUCCCGGCAGCCGCAUGACUCACCCUGGUAUUCUUGGGGCCAAACAUUUAUCAAAGCAUAAUUUACAACAGUAUAAUUGACACUGUUCAAUGUAUAUAUAAGAACUCAUGAAAUUUUAUCUCCUGUGACGUAAGGCAAAUAAUUUAUAAACAUGAAGAUGAGCAUAA